This is a messenger RNA of Erinaceus europaeus (western European hedgehog), 1673 nucleotides long. It is a transcript of the gene EIF4E, whose product is annotated as eukaryotic translation initiation factor 4E. The transcript has 7 exons. Gene Ontology annotation, molecular function: RNA 7-methylguanosine cap binding; translation initiation factor activity. Gene Ontology annotation, biological process: translational initiation. Bases 106 to 759 code for a protein of 217 amino acids. The record is from RefSeq and is a predicted model, not a curated record. Lineage: Eukaryota; Metazoa; Chordata; Mammalia; Eulipotyphla; Erinaceidae. Gene Ontology annotation, cellular component: eukaryotic translation initiation factor 4F complex; cytoplasm.
GCCCAACGGACGCGCCGUCACGUGGGCGGCGGCGGCCAAUCGCCUUCGAGCGCCGCCGCCGCCCUCGGCCCCUCCGCCGCCGCGCUGCGGGCACUCGGACCUAAGAUGGCGGCCGUGGAACCGGAAACCACCCCUACUCCUAACCCCCCACCUUCAGAAGAGGAGAAAAUAGACUCUGCUCAGGAGCUUGCUAACCCAGAAAACUAUAUUAAACAUCCACUACAGAACAGGUGGGCACUCUGGUUUUUCAAAAAUGAUAAAAGCAAAACUUGGCAAGCAAACCUUCGGCUGAUCUCCAAGUUUGAUACUGUUGAAGACUUCUGGGCCCUCUAUAACCACAUCCAGCUGUCCAGUAACUUAAUGCCUGGCUGUGACUACUCACUUUUCAAGGACGGGAUCGAGCCCAUGUGGGAGGAUGAGAAGAACAAGCGCGGAGGCCGCUGGCUAAUCACGCUCAACAAGCAGCAGAGACGGAGCGACCUGGACCGCUUCUGGCUGGAGACACUGCUGUGCCUUAUUGGAGAAUCCUUUGAUGACUACAGUGACGACGUGUGCGGAGCUGUUGUCAAUGUCAGAGCGAAAGGUGACAAGAUAGCGAUCUGGACCACCGAGUGUGAGAACAGAGACGCCGUCACGCACAUAGGGAAGGUCUACAAGGAGAGGCUAGGACUCCCUCCAAAGAUAGUGAUUGGCUAUCAGUCCCACGCAGAUACGGCCACCAAGAGCGGCUCGACCACCAAGAACAGGUUUGUUGUUUAGGAAGACACGACGUCCUGGAGGAGACUGCGUGAAGCAAUCACGACGUGGGAGCUGAACCAAAGCCUCUUGAGCAGAGUGGACUGCGCUCGACGCGACUUCCGUCCGUGAUGCUAAGAUCUAAGGAGUCCAGUCGCCUUUGCCUUGUACUUCUGUGUCCAUGUCUGUUCUUUUCCCUCCUGCUAGUGUCCACCGUCCCCAGAGCCUGUGGCCGUGCUCCUGGCCCACAGUAACUGUUGAGUAGAACUUGCAGUACACAUGGCCCCACCCACAAUAUUAAAAAGAACUUGGCUUUCUAUACCUGACAGGAGAAAACGCUGUUUAUGUCCCAGUGUGUGCAAGGAGCUUACUUGCUGGUCUGAGACACAGGAUGCCAGUUGUUUCUAGCACUGUCCUUUGUGUCUGGCGGCAUCUGCUUUGCUGUGCUCUUGAGGGCUGCUAGGUUUAAUUUAUUGUUUCUUGCUUGCUGACACAAGUGAUUCUGGUUUCAGUUUUUCAUUUGUUUUGCUUUUGUUUUUUCCUUUAUGUAACUGGUGAAGGAUCUAGGAGUAUGAUACAAAGGUGGAAUAAACAUUAAUUUUGUGCAUUCUUCAGUAAUUUUUUUGUUUUGAUUUUUUUUGUUUUUUUUUUUUUCUUUUUUGAUAAUACAAAGCUUUGCAAAUUUAUGCAUUUCAUUCAAAUCAGUGAUCUAUGUGUGAUUUCCUAAGCAUCAUUGUGGAUUAUAAAGAUGUCGCACCAUGAUUACAUUCCUAACUAGAGGCACUAUGUGUGUUUUGUAUCUUCACUCUGUAUUUUAACACUUUGUAUCCCUUAGGUCAUUUGCUUUGGUUAAAAAACAGCUGAGUAGAAAGCGGUCCCAUUCCUACAAGACAGUGUACAGAACUGUAAAUAAAAUGUGUACAGUGAAUUGUCUUUUA